Symbiodinium natans is the source of this 336-nucleotide messenger RNA. The record is from the annotation of a GenBank genome assembly. Lineage: Eukaryota; Dinophyceae; Suessiales; Symbiodiniaceae.
AUGAAGUCCCAGGCCCUGUUUGACGCUAUGUCUGCGGCAGUGAAGGCCAAGGGGCCCGAGCUGGUGAAGCUCGGCGGGGCAGUCUUCCAGUUCGUCAUCAGCGACGCCGGCCCCGAGGGCAAGUUCGUCCUGGACCUGAAGAACGGCAGCGGUUCAGCCAAGGCUGGCGAGGAGAGCAGUGCUGACUGCACCAUUAUCAUGGCGGAUGCGGACUUGGUGUCCAUGGCAGAAGGCAAGCUGGAUGGUAUGCAGGCUUUCAUGGGCGGCAAGUUGAAGAUCAAGGGCAACAUGAUGCUGGCCCAAAAGCUAGCAUCCAUUCUGGAGGCUGCCAAGUGA